Pristis pectinata (smalltooth sawfish) is the source of this 1685-nucleotide messenger RNA. RefSeq names its product RNA polymerase II subunit D (gene polr2d). Gene Ontology annotation, molecular function: translation initiation factor binding; nucleotide binding. Lineage: Eukaryota; Metazoa; Chordata; Chondrichthyes; Rhinopristiformes; Pristidae. Gene Ontology annotation, cellular component: P-body; RNA polymerase II, core complex. The record is from RefSeq and is a predicted model, not a curated record. Bases 157 to 585 code for a protein of 142 amino acids. The transcript is spliced from 4 exons. Gene Ontology annotation, biological process: mRNA export from nucleus in response to heat stress; nuclear-transcribed mRNA catabolic process, deadenylation-dependent decay; positive regulation of translational initiation.
AGUCUGAGCUGCCCAAGGCGCCCACACUAACGGUUAAUCAGGGCGAGUUGCUGGAACACGUUAGGACGGCCCAGCGGGCACAGUGCGGAGCCGUCCUCCUCCCCCGGCGCCACUGACACCGCGCCUGCGCCAGGCCGAUGCAGGUGGAGUGCGAAGAUGGCGCGUGCAGUAGCGAGGCCCGGUGGGAGAUGUAGAAAGAGGGACGCCUCGCAGCUCGUCUUCCCGAAAGAAUUUGAGAGUUCAGAGACUCUGUUGAACUCUGAGGUCCACAUGCUGCUGGAGCACAGGAAGCAGCAGAAUGAGAGUGCAGAGGAUGAGCAGGAGCUCUCUGAAGUGUUCAUGAAAACAUUAAACUACACAGCCAGAUUCAGCCGCUUCAAAAACAGGGAGACCAUUGCCAGUGUCAGGAGUCUGCUGUUACAGAAGAAAUUGCACAAAUUUGAGCUAGCCAGUCUGGCUAACUUGUGUCCCGAAACAGCUGAAGAGGCCAAGGCUCUUAUUCCCAGUUUGGAAGGUCGAUUUGAGGACGAGGAGCUCCAGCAGAUUCUUGAUGACAUUCAGACCAAACGAAGCUUUCAGUAUUAACAUAACUGGCUCGGACUGACAGCUCUUUCCAGUGUUUGUCCAUCGGAGAUUGGCACCGGAGCUUCAAACUGGGACCAAGUUAUUUUAAAAAGUGAAGGUGUAGAAACUGUGGCUUGAAACAGACCAAACACGUCACACCACCUGAGGACGUGAUAAUCCCUUGGGUUAAUUCUACAUCCAGAAUCACUUAGUAAAACAUUCCAUGAGCCCUGGAAUGUAAAUGUACUCUGGAAUUGCAUGUUCUGCUAAAGAGAAAAUAUUUUUUCAUUCAGAUAUCCAGAUGUCCUUAUGUGUCAAUUUUCUAAUUGUCACCGCUGACAAACUGAAAUCUUGUAAUUCAUUCUUAGCACAUUGGCUCCUUCUUGUUUCAUUGCAGUAGGGACACACAUAGGGUCCUUGGUGAGGUUCUUCUCUGAACAAAGUCAGAUGAGAGAUGAAGUUAUUUGAUGACUACUAUUCAGAGCUCUGUGACAUCCUGGAAUACAUAUGUUGAUUGUGACAAUCAAGCCACAUUGCAUCUGUAUUUUGCUUGUCUGCAUUAUUAUUGCCAGAUGCUACAUCUGUACAGUUAUUUUGUCUGUUGUGUUUGAGCAACAUAUUCAGUGAUGAAGAGUUCUGGUGGUUAAACGGUAUCUCUUGAAAUUUGAAGCCAUUACUUUCCACUGUGUGGUCCUUUAACCAGCUGGUUGUUGAAACCCUGACAGUGGUUGAUGGCAGGUCACUUUUCUCAGGCUGAGCCCGACCUGUCAUUUUUUACUUUUCAGCAGGAAUUGAAGAACAAAGAGCAAGUUGAUCAUGGCUGAUUUGCCCAUCCAGUUGUUUUGGAGGGAUGAGGUUGAGGCCAAUCGUGCCCCUCCCUCACUGACUCUCAUCUCAUCUGAGACUGGUUAUGGCCUGAAGAUUGAACCUGGGAUGCAUGCUUGCAUUUGGAUGUUGAGGGGAAGGCCUGACAUCUCUCAAAAUUCGCUUUCUGCAGUUACAGUAAAAAGUUUGACACCAUUUGAUGUAAUAAUGUAAAUCUGUCUGGCUCACAUUGUUUUUCUAAAUCUAAUUUUAUGUAGAAUCUACACAUCUAGGAAUGAAGUAGAAAAUGAACUAAA